CGCAUUAUCAUCUUUGUUAAAAAUAAUGUUUCCACAGAAAAAGUUGUCAACUAUAAAAUUAUUGACUUUAUGAGGGGGUUACAAAGAAUCUUUGUGUUAAGGACCAAAGUUUUUAGAGUAAAUAUUACGACUAAAGAUAAUCCAAUAAAAGUACAGUGCAUUUCUGAAACGGAAGCCACUUUGCUCAGACGUGACGGCCAGCCAAUCACAGCCUACGCAGUGUGCACGCAAUCAAACCGCGACUCGGAUUUGAAGACGGCACUGCUGUUUUCGCGGACUCUAUUUUUUUUAUUUACACUUUUCCUACUUAAACCUCAGAGGUUUGCGGUAGGCGAUGUCGUCAAACUGGUCAGAUUUCGAGAUCAGGGAGCUGCUGUCGAUUCGCGCCGAGCCGGAGAUAGACCUGCAGCUGUCCGGGACGGUCCGGGAUGCCGUGGUUUACGAGAAAAUCGCCAAGCUCCUGCAGGACCGAGGCAUCUCCAGGCAGAAGAGCCAGGUGAUCAGCAAGCUCAAGACCCUCAGGAAGAAGUACCUGCAGAUGACGGCGCACCACGGCAGCGGCGGCAGCGGCAGGCUGCACUGGCUCUACUUCGAGGCGUGCCAGCUGAUCUGGGGCAGCGGCCCGGCCAGCCGCCCGGCGGGCUCCGGGGGCGGCGAGGACGCCGAGGACGGGGACGACGCCGCGGCGGGACCCUCGUACAUCGUCGAGGUGGACAGCAAAGAAGACAUAACUUUAGCCCAGGUGGACGAAGAGAAGGUGUCAGCGACAGAGAGCCGUCCCGAAUCGCCUCCCCAGCCUCCAAGGAAGAGGAAGAAGAAGUUGUCCAGGAUGCAGCACGCGGCGGAGGAAAUGCUCCGGGUUUUCGCUGAAUUGGACAGAGAUUUCCACGAGAGGGAGAGCCGGCGAAUCCAGGAGCAAAGGAGAUACGAGGAGCGGGUGCGGAAAGAGGCGAUACAGCUGGAGAAGGAGGAGCGGGAGAGACAGAUGUCCAUGUGGAGAGAGAUGAUGGAGAGCCAGCAGCUGAUGAUGAGAGAGCUGCUGAGCCAGCUCUCGCCACAAAAAGAAUCACCCCCGCAGCCUCCAAGGAAGAAGCUGUCCAGGAUGCAGCAUGCGGCGGAGGAAAUGCACCAGGUUUUUGCUGAACUGGACCGAGAUUUCCACGAGAGGGAGAGCCGGCGGAUCCAGGAGCAGAGGGAGUACGAGGAGCGGGUGCGCAACGAGACGAGAGAGCUGGAGAAGGAGGAACAGGAAAGACAAACGUGCAUGUGGCGAGAGAUGAUGGAGAGCCAGCAGCUGAUGAUGAGAGAGCUGCUGAGCCAGCUCGUAGCACAGAGAGGCCGCCACCAGCAACAAGAAACCCCGGUGAACUCCCAUCAGACGAACUUUGGGCACACGGCGAGGCAGCACACAGCCGAACAAGACUCGAACUGUCCCACGUCGGCCUCCUCUUCCUUUACAGACAUGGACAACACACACUGACGCUUCAUCAGACAUGUUUCAUUCAGAAUGUUGAUGACACACUUUUGACAUUUGUUCUGCAAACGCCUUAACUUUGUUUUCGAGCUCCUUUGUAGAUGUGCAUCAUGUUUUCCGAUUGUAAUAAAUACUUGACCACA
Messenger RNA from Myripristis murdjan (pinecone soldierfish), 1617 nucleotides. RefSeq names its product trichohyalin-like. The record is from RefSeq and is a predicted model, not a curated record. Lineage: Eukaryota; Metazoa; Chordata; Actinopteri; Holocentriformes; Holocentridae. The transcript has 3 exons. The coding region runs from base 335 to 1480 and encodes 381 amino acids.